This is a messenger RNA of Rubroshorea leprosula, 1756 nucleotides long. The record is from the annotation of a GenBank genome assembly. NCBI's taxonomy places the organism in Eukaryota, Viridiplantae, Streptophyta, Magnoliopsida, Malvales, Dipterocarpaceae.
UUAACAAUGACAGUUGUGUGUCUUUACACAGCCCACUUCCCCCCUAUUCUCUUUCUUGAAGGUGGAGAGGGUAUGUCAUCAGAAUCCAUGGGUCUGAAACAUUAAUGUUUCCUGGGUUUUUCCAAAAUUUCACUCUCUUUGUAAAUUCCGCUUUCUUUUCUUUUUAGAAAGUCAGCAACUUUAGAGCAAAAUGAAUGUUAAGAGUAGAGAGGUUGCUUCAAGGAAUGUUAGUUCAAGAAAAUGGGUUCUGGUGCUUUGUUUUGCCAGCUUCUGUACUGGAAUGUUCUUCACUAACAGGAUGGUACCUGAAACCGAAGGUGUUCAAAGAACAUCUAGAACUAAUGAAGAUGAAAGUUCAAACUUAAAGUCUGGUGAUUGUAAUCCUAAACUUGUUUUAUUGAAUAAGGCCAGCAACAGUUCAGGAGAUAUUUCAUCAGCCCAGAAAGCUAUUCAGUCACUGGAUAGAACCAUUUCAGAUAUAGAGAUGGGACUAGUGGCUGCCAGGGCAGAACGUGAGACAGUGAUCAAAGAUUCCCUGGCAAUGGGAGACUCACAAGCCAUUGAAUCAAACUUCAAAAAGAAAUACUUCAUGGUUAUAGGCAUUAAUACAGCUUUUAGCAGUCGGAAGCGAAGAGAUUCAGUUCGUGCAACAUGGAUACCACAAGGUGAGAAGCGGAAAAGGUUGGAGGAAGAGAAAGGCAUCAUCAUACGCUUUGUUAUAGGCCACAGUUCAACAUCAGGUGGUAUUCUCGAUAGAGCUAUAGAUGCAGAGGAAAAGGUGCAUGGAGACUUCAUGAGACUGCAACAUAUUGAGGGUUACUUGGAAUUGUCAGCCAAGACCAAGACUUAUUUUGCAACUGCUGUUUCCUUAUGGGAUGCAGAAUUUUAUGUCAAAGUGGACGACGAUGUUCAUGUAAAUCUUGCAACACUUGGAAUGAAUUUAGCUGGACAUCAAAAGCAACCUCGGGUCUAUAUUGGUUGCAUGAAGUCUGGUCCUGUUCUUGCUCAAAAGGGAGUGAAAUACCAUGAACCAGAGCACUGGAAAUUUGGUGAGGUGGGGAACAAGUAUUUUCGUCAUGCAACUGGACAACUCUAUGCCAUAUCAAAAGAUUUGGCAACAUACAUAUCAAUAAACCAGAAUGUGCUGCAUAAAUAUGCAAAUGAAGACGUUUCAUUAGGAUCUUGGUUUAUUGGUUUGGAUGUGGAGCAUGUGGAUGAUAGGAGAUUGUGUUGUGGAACUCCACCAGAUUGUGAGUGGAAAGCUCAAGCAGGUAACAUCUGCGCUGCUUCAUUUGAUUGGAGGUGCAGUGGGGUUUGCAGGUCUGUAGAGAGGAUGAUGGAAGUUCACAAACGAUGUGGUGAGGACAAGAAUGCAUUAUGGAGCACAAGCUUCUUGGAAACAACAAGCAGUUCUUCCUGAAUUCGCACCCGGGGAAGAUAGACAAGAGACAGCAUGCUUAGAGAUGGAUGUUUUUCCUUCUUCCUUUCCCACUCAAGCAGUCCAACGGUGUAGAGAUUAGUUACCAGAAAAAUGCAUAUCACGGUAAGAAAAGAGAGGAGUUACUUCUCCAUUUCAGCUGAGGGGACUACCCCCCAAAGCAAUAGGAAGUAGAAGAGAAAGUGACUCAACCCAUUCUUUGAAUGGUGGAGGGCUACGUUUUAAGUUCUCUGCCAUCACCAUGAGAUCCAUAAUAUGUAUUAAUCUUUGUGGGCAGCCUUUUACUGCCUCUUUCUUCAAUAAAUAAAUAAAAUCAUG